Prionailurus viverrinus (fishing cat) is the source of this 8416-nucleotide messenger RNA. It is a transcript of the gene CLIP1, whose product is annotated as CAP-Gly domain containing linker protein 1. The transcript is spliced from 28 exons. Gene Ontology annotation, molecular function: microtubule plus-end binding. The record is from RefSeq and is a predicted model, not a curated record. The coding region runs from base 360 to 6950 and encodes 2196 amino acids. NCBI's taxonomy places the organism in Eukaryota, Metazoa, Chordata, Mammalia, Carnivora, Felidae. Gene Ontology annotation, biological process: cytoplasmic microtubule organization; positive regulation of microtubule polymerization. Gene Ontology annotation, cellular component: microtubule plus-end; nucleus; cytoplasm.
ACCAUGACUCCAGGGGACAGGAUUAAGCUGUGAAUGGACCUCCCAAACUCCGGAAUAUGAUAUUAGAACACAGCCUUUGAAUUUUUCUCUCAAGCUUGACUUGAAAGUGAGCUUCAGAAACCUAUCAAACUAGACUUUCCAUUACUCUCGGACCUUCUUUCCCCUUCCCUUCUGUUAUUAAGUUUGUGAACUUUGAUCAUUUUAGAAUUAAAAGGCAGCGCGGAAAUCUCUGAGUGCAGCUGUCUCUAGGUUUAACCCAGAGACUGACUUCACCAUAGAAACACCCAUAGUUAUAUCAAUGGUUGGGGCAAGAUAGUGGCAACAGGCAAAGGAAAAAUAGCUUUGACAUCCUAAGGACAAUGAGUAUGCUAAAACCAAGUGGGCUUAAGGCCCCUACCAAGAUCCUUAAACCUGGAAGCACAGCUUUGAAGACACCUGCUGCUGUUGUAGCUCCAGUGGAAAGAACAACAUCCAGUGAAAAAGCAUCAAGUGCGCCAUCCUCUGAGGCACAAGAGGAAUUUGUGGAUGACUUUCGAGUCGGGGAGAGAGUUUGGGUGAAUGGGAAUAAACCUGGAUUCAUCCAGUUUCUGGGAGAAACCCAGUUCGCACCAGGCCAGUGGGCCGGGAUUGUUUUAGACGAACCCAUAGGCAAAAAUGACGGUUCAGUGGCAGGAGUUCGGUACUUCCAGUGUGAGCCUCUAAAGGGCAUAUUCACCCGCCCUUCGAAGUUGACAAGGAAGGUGCAGGCAGAAGAUGAAGCUAACGGCCUGCAGACGACUCCUGCUUCCAGAGCGACUUCGCCUCUGUCCACCUCAACGGCCGGCAUGAUGACCUCGUCCCCAGCAGUCCCUUCAAAUAUCCCCCAUAAAUCGUCCCAGCCAACAGCAAAGGAACCUUCAGCUACGUCUCAGAUCAGCAACCUUACAAAAACUGCCAGUGAAUCUAUCUCCAACCUCUCAGAGGCCGGUUCAAUCAAGAAAGGAGAAAGAGAGCUCAAAAUUGGAGACAGAGUAUUGGUUGGUGGCACCAAGGCUGGCGUAGUCCGGUUUCUUGGGGAGACAGACUUUGCCAAGGGGGAAUGGUGUGGUGUGGAGUUGGAUGAGCCUCUUGGGAAGAACGAUGGGGCUGUUGCUGGAACCAGGUAUUUUCAGUGCCAACCCAAAUAUGGCCUGUUUGCUCCUGUCCACAAAGUAACCAAGAUUGGUUUCCCUUCCACGACACCGGCCAAAGCCAAGGCUGCCGCCGUGAGGCGAGUGAUGGCGACCACGCCCGCCAGCCUGAAGCGCAGCCCUUCCGCCUCGUCUCUCAGCUCCAUGAGCUCAGUGGCCUCCUCCGUGAGCAGCAAACCCAGCCGUACUGGAUUAUUGACUGAAACCUCCUCCCGUUACGCCAGGAAGAUCUCCGGCACCACUGCCCUCCAGGAGGCCCUGAAGGAGAAGCAGCAGCACAUUGAGCAGCUGCUGGCUGAACGGGAUCUAGAGAGGGCGGAGGUGGCCAAGGCCACGAGCCACGUGGGGGAAAUAGAGCAGGAGCUAGCUCUGGCCCGGGACGGACACGACCAGCAUGUCCUGGAAUUGGAGGCCAAGAUGGACCAGCUGCGAACGAUGGUGGAGGCUGCUGACAGGGAGAAGGUGGAGCUUCUCAACCAACUUGAAGAGGAGAAAAGGAAGGUUGAGGACCUUCAGUUCCGUGUUGAGGAAGAAUCCAUCACAAAAGGCGAUCUUGAGCAAAAGAGCCAGAUUUCUGAAGAUCCUGAGAAUACGCAGACCAAACUGGAGCAUGCCCGCAUUAAGGAGCUUGAACAGAGCCUGCUCUUUGAAAAGACCAAAGCUGACAAACUGCAGAGGGAGUUAGAAGACACUAGGGUGGCUACAGUGUCAGAAAAGUCCCGUAUAAUGGAGCUAGAAAAAGAGCUAGCACUGAAAGUGCAGGAGGUGGCUGAGCUGCGGAGGAGACUGGAGUCCCAGAAGCCCACUGGGGACGUUGACAUGUCGCUCUCCCUUUUGCAAGAGAUAAGCUCUUUGCAAGAAAAAUCAGAAGCUGCCCAUGCUGACCACCAGAGAGAAAUCACUUCCCUGAAGGAGCGUUUUGGAGCCCGUGAAGAGACACAUCAGAAGGAGAUGAAGGCUCUUCAGGCUGCCACAGAGAAGCUUUCCAAGGAGAACGAGUCCCUGAAAAGUAAGCUCGAUCAUGCCAACAAGGAGAAUUCCGACGUGAUAGUCCUGUGGAAGUCCAAGCUGGAGACGGCCAUCGCGUCGCACCAGCAGGCGAUGGAGGAGCUAAAGGUGUCCUUCAGCAAAGGGGUCGGAACGGAGACAGCAGAGUUGGCGGAGUUAAAAACACAGGUGGAGAAGAUGCGACUAGAUUACCAGCACGAAAUAGAAAAUCUGCAGAAUAAACAAGACUCUGAAAGGUCUGUUCACGCCAAAGAGAUAGAAGCCCUAAGGGCUAAGCUGAUGGCGGUCAUUAAAGAGAAGGAGAGCAGCCUAGAAGCCAUCAAGGCGAAACUGGACGAAGCAGAAGACCAGCAUCUAGUAGAAAUGGAGGACACCUUCAACAAAUUGCAGGAAGCUGAAAUAAAGGUAAAGGAGCUAGAGGUCCUACAAGCCAAAUGCAGUGAACAAACCAAGGUUAUUGGUAAUUUUACAUCACAGCUCAAGGCUGCCGAAGAAAAGCUCUCGGAUCUUGAUGCGCUUCGGAAAGCCAGUUCCGAAGGUAAAUCGGAAAUCGAGAAACUUAGACAGCAGCUUGAGGCAGCUGAGAAACAGAUUACAAAUUUAGAGAUUGAAAAGAAUACUGAAAGUGGCAAGGCUAGUAACAUUUCCAGGGAGCUUCAGGGGAAAGAGCUAACACUAAAUAACCUUCAGAAAAACUUGAGUGAAGUCAGUCAAGUGAAAGAGGCUUUGGAGAAAGAACUUCAGAUUUUGAAAGAAAAGUUUGCUGAUGCUUCAGAGGAGGCGGUCUCUGUUCAGAGAAGCAUGCAAGAAACAGUAAAUCAGUUACGUCAAAAAGAGGAACAGUUUAACGCGCUGUCUACCGAAUUGGAGAAGUUGAGAGAAAAUUUAACAGAUAUGGAGGCAAAAUUCAGAGAGAGAGAUGACAGAGAAGAGCAGUUGAUAAAGGCAAAGGAAAAGUUGGAAAACGACAUUGCAGAAAUUAUGAAAAUGUCUGGAGAUAAUUCUUCUCAGCUGACAAAAAUGAAUGAUGAGCUACGUCUGAAAGAAAGAACCGUAGAAGAAUUAGAGCUAAAGCUCACAAAGGCUAAUGAAAAUGCAAGCUUUCUGCAGAAGAAUAUUGGGGAAGUAACUCUCAAAGCGGAACAGUGCCAGCAGGAAGCAGCUAAAAAGCAUGAGGAAGAAAAGCAAGAACUGCUGAGGAAAUUGUCGGACCUGGAGAAGAAGGUGGAAACGAGCCACAACCAGUGCCAGGAUCUGAAAGCUAGGUACGAAGCAGCCAGUUCAGAGACGAAGGCGAAGCACGAAGAAACCCUGAAGAGCCUACAGAAGAUGCUGCUGGACACAGAGGAGAGGCUGAAGGCCGCACAGGAGGAGAACAGUGGCUUGUUGCAGGAGAUGGUGGAACUGAAAAAGCAAGCUGACAAGGCCAAAUCGCUAACUUAUUUGUUAACAUCAGCCAAAAAAGAAAUUGAACUAAUGUCAGAAGAGCUGAGGGGUCUGAAAUCAGAGAAGCAGCUUCUUGCACAGGAGGGAAAUACUUUAAAGUUAGAAAAAGGUUCACUUUUAUCAAAAUUGGUAGAGGUGGAGGCCAAAAUAACUUUACUUCAGGAAGAUCAACAGAAACUGUGGUCGGUAAACGAAACUCUUAAUUUAGAAAAGGAGAAAGUCUUAGAAGAAAAACAAGAUGCUGAAAAGCUUUAUCAACAGGAGCAGCUCCAUAAAGAAUCUUUAGCUGUUGAGAGAGAGAAAUUACUACAAGAAAUCAAUAUUGCGCAGGAAGAGCUUUUGAAGAUCAGUAUGGAAAAUGACGCUUUGCAGGCUUCCAGAGCAAGCCUGCGGGCACUCACAGAAGAGCUCCAGCUCAGCAAAGAUACUUUGAUUGCUGAGUCUAAGAAGGAUCAAGAAGAAAAAGGUCACCUAGAGGAUCAUAUCAAGAAGCUCACUACUGAAAACCUUGCCUUGGCUAAAGAUAAAGAUGAAGUUAUUCAAAAGCUGCAGAGCUCUUACGAAGAGCUAGUCAAAGAUCAGAAAACCUUGGUGCAGGAGAUUGAAGAUCUCAUGGCUGAGAAAAAGUCAGCUUCGGAGAAGCAGUCAGAUCUUGAUAGCGCGUGCAUAGCCUUAAAGAUGGAAAGAGAAAAUCUUCUCCAGAACAACAAAGAGCUGCAGUUUGAGAAGGACAUGCUUCUUCAAGAUCGGGAGAAGCUGAGUGCCAGCCUGGAGGCCGCCCUCCAGAUCAAGCAGCUGCUCAGCACGGAAACCAGUGGGCUCCACACACAGCUAGACGAUGCCAAGAGGGCUCUGAGGAAGGCUGAGCUGGACGUGAGGCAACUGCAGGCUACAAAUAGCAGCCUCACAAAGCUCCUGGAAGAAAUCAAGACCAGUCGGAAGGUCACAGACUCCGAGUGCAUCCAGCUUCUGCAAGAAAAAGGAGCCUUGGCCGCCUCUGAGAGAAAACUCUUGGCUGAAAAAGAAGAACUUCUAAGUGAGAACAGGCUCAUUGCCGAAAAACUGAAGAAGUGCUCGGAAGAGGCCACCCAUAUGGAGAUGAGCCUGAACGAGAAGAUCACUUACCUAACUUCUGAGAAGGAGGUGGUAUGUCAGAAAAUUGCUAAGCUCAAAAAGCAGCAUGUCAGUCUCUUGAAGGAAAAGUCUGUCCUGGAAAUGCAAAAUGGAGAUUUGCUUGCAGAAAGAGAGAACUCCAUGAAAACCAUAGGAGACCUCAAAAAGAAAUACGAUCAAGAGUCUGAAAACAGAAGAAUCGUAGUGCACGAGAAGAUGAAACUCCUUGGUAAUCUCGACACUCUGAAGAAGGAGCUUCAGGAGAGGAAAAGGGAAAACCAAUUGCUAGCAGCCACCAAGUGUGAUCUCUCUCUGAUGCUGAAAGAGGCUCAGGAUGCCAGACAGAGUUUAGAGGAAGAGCACACGAGCACCCUGCAAGCAAAGGAGAGUCUGAAUGCUGAACUUCAGACUUGCUGUUCUGAAAAGAGCAUCUUGCUGCGGGAUGGGUUGAAUCUGCAAGAAGAGUGUCAGAGAUUAAACAAGGAGAUCCAAACAAUUCAGCAGUCCUUCCUCCUGGAAAAAGAAGCCAGAGCCCAGGAAACUGAGUCAUCCCUGUAUGAAAACAAUAAACUUCAUGGCAGGUUGGUCCUCCUGGAGCAGGAGCUGGAAGAGUUAAGAGCACGCACUAAGCAGCUUCAGUCUGAAAAUUUUGUGCUCCUCCAAGAGAAGACCAAGUCAGAGCAGAGAGUGGUGGAGAUAAUUAAGGAAAAGGAACUCUUGAGCGCAGAAACGGCUCGACUCGCUGCCAACAUAGAGACUCUGAAGAAAGAUUUCGCCACCUUGUCCAAAUCCAAGUUAGAGCUGCAGGAACUGCACAGCUACCUCACCAAGAUCCUGGAUGACCUCCAGCUGAAGCACGAGACAACCCUGGCCGAUCGCGCCAAGGUGGUGCAGGACAACAAGAACCUCCUGGCCGAGAAGAGAGACAUGAUACUGACCAAGGAGGAGCUCCUAAAGGAGAAGGAAAAGCUGGCGGAAAGCUACUUCAUCCUUCAGAAAGAGAUUAGCCAGUUGGCCAAAACCAACAGCCAUAUCUCAGCCAACCUCCUGGAAUCUCAAAAUGAAAACCGUAUUUUAAGGAAAGACAAGAGCAAGCUCACCCUUAAAGUUAGAGAGCUCGAGACUCUUCAGUCCUUUACGGCUGCUCAAACAGCAGAAGAUGCCAUGCAGAUAAUGGAACAGAUGACCAAAGAGAAGAGUGAAACUCUGGCCUCCUUGGAGGAUACCAAGCAAACAAACGAAAAACUACAGAAUGAAUUGGAUACACUUAAAGAAAACAACCUGAAAAAUGUGGAAGAGCUGAACAAAUCGAAAGAGCUUCUGACGGUAGAGAAUCAAAAAAUGGAAGAAUUCAGGAAAGAAAUAGAAACCCUCAAGCAGGCAGCAGCUCAGAAGUCCCAGCAGCUUUCAGCAUUGCAAGAAGAGAACGUGAAACUUGCUGAGGAGCUGGGGAGAAGCAGGGACGAAGUCACGGGUCAUCAGAAGCUAGAAGAAGAGAGAUCUGUGCUCAAUAAUCAGUUGUUAGAAAUGAAAAAGAGAGAAUCCAAGUUAAUAAAAGAAACCGAUGAAGAAAAAGCUUCCUUGCAGAAAUCCAUCAGCAUUACUAGUGCCUUACUCACCGAAAAGGAUGCAGAGCUGGAAAAACUGAGAAAUGAGGUCACGGUGCUCAGGGGAGAGAGCGCCUCCGCCAAGUCCUUGCACUCAGUCGUCCAGUCUCUGGAGUCCGACAAGGCGAAGCUUGAACUCCAGGUAAAGAACCUGGAGCUUCAACUCAAAGAAAACAGGAGGCAGCUCGGCAGCUCCUCAGGUAAUACUGAUACUCAGGCAGAAGAGGAUGAAAGAGCCCAGGAGAGUCAGCAAAUGAUUGAUUUCCUAAAUUCAGUAAUAGUGGACCUUCAGAGGAAGAAUCAAGACCUCAAGAUGAAGGUGGAGAUGAUGUCAGAGGCAGCCCUGAAUGGGAACGGCGAUGACCUAAACAAUUAUGACAGCGAUGACCAGGAGAAACAGUCCAAGAAGAAACCUCGCCUCUUCUGUGACAUAUGUGACUGCUUUGACCUCCACGACACAGAGGAUUGUCCCACGCAGGCGCAGGUGUCAGAGGACCCCCCCCAUUCCACACACCACGGCAGUCGGAGCGAGGAACGCCCGUACUGUGAAAUCUGCGAGGUGUUUGGGCACUGGGCCACCAACUGCAACGACGACGAGACUUUCUGAUGAAGCCCCGCCCGGCCCCUCCCCCGCGCCCGGCGCCUCCCCCGCACCGCACCGGCUCCUCCCGCACCGGCGGCGCGGAGGCAGCUGGACACCAGCAUUGUGCGGCGGCCUUCAGCGGAACUCACGUUAUUUUUGACCCCCGUCAACAAAUCGAAGAGAAUAUUUUGAUCUUCAGUACAUCACCCUUUUAGUCCCCCCCCCUCCCAGAAGUUAAUAAAUACUUAGUAGGUGAGAUUUCACCUCUAAUUUUGUCUUCUUGAUUUUUAAAAGUUCUAACAAGACGUUGCACCAGAUGCCAUUACACUCACUGUCCCUAGGGAAGCCUCAUAGAACAAUUCCUACCCUUACAAUACCUUAUUUAAGUAACUUUAAAUUAUGCUGUUACUUUUCAUAUUUGCACUAAAAUUUUUCCAGGCUGCAUUUGUAUAUUUAGAUGUUUUGGUUAAGCUUUGACACUGGAAUGAGUUGGAAAAAUGUGCCAUUUUGCAUUUUCAUCUACUCAUUUAAAGUAUUUUAUUCUUAAAGAAGUAUCUGAGCUCUUUGCACUACCUGAUGUCAGUAGUGCCUUUAUUUCAGGCUUGAUAAUACUUAGGUGUGAUUAUAAAAUCAUGAAACAGGUAACAGGAGGGGGAAGCCCCCAAACUGCUGUGGGGACAUUUUAUAAUCUAUAUGCUGCACCUACUUACUCUACUGUGGUGGUUUGUUUAUUGGUUUUUGCAUAAUUUCAGCUUCUAUAUAUUAUAUGUAUAUAUUUUUUAAAAAUCUAUAUUUUGGGACAAAAUACAAUGUCUUUCUUUUCAGAUUUUUACCUUUAUGAAAAAGAAAACACAUCAGGACAUAAUGGACUAGGCCCGAAGUGAUAUCACGUGGCUUUGCAACUAGUUUUUUUUUCCGUUUUCAUUUUGUUUCUUUAUCAGAUAUAAAUACCUGGGAGAAUUUUCUCUAAAUCUUUUUCUUUCUUCAGCAGAUAUCCCCAGCAGUCAGUUAAUUAGAUAAUAAGCCACUAUUAAAACACCUAAAUUAAGCAAUCUACAACCUUUACAAGUUUUUUUAAAAACUGUUUUUAGAUGAAUGUACGAUGAGAAAUUCAACAUUGAUAAUUUUGGAUUUUCUUAUCACAAAAAAAUAAAAUGAAGGACCUCAACCAUCAGAAGUUUAUCAACCAGUUUGAAUCUAUUUAUCUCACUUGAAUGUCUUCUACAAUAUGUAAAAAGUAAUGUAUCUUCCGUGCUACAUGUAUAAUAAGAACUUCUAUAAUUGUAUAUAUGCCUUUGAUGUAUUUUUUUCCCUCAAGAUUAUCAAAUGUGUGUCUGACAAGUGAAAAAUCUGUAAUUAGUUAAAAUUUUUGGUUAUAAACAUAGGAAGUGUUUCACAAACAAAAUGUAAAGCAGUAUUAAAAUUUGAGCAAACGAGUGUUCUGUAUCUACUUUAAUAAAUGGUUAUUCUUUUUUGCCAGUGGUAGUAAA